This is a messenger RNA of Camponotus floridanus (Florida carpenter ant), 2924 nucleotides long. RefSeq names its product ionotropic receptor 40a (gene Ir68a). Bases 855 to 2924 code for a protein of 689 amino acids. Gene Ontology annotation, molecular function: glutamate-gated receptor activity. Lineage: Eukaryota; Metazoa; Arthropoda; Insecta; Hymenoptera; Formicidae. The record is from RefSeq and is a predicted model, not a curated record. Gene Ontology annotation, cellular component: membrane. The transcript is spliced from 9 exons.
GUUUCCACGCAUAUCUCGUAUUCUCGUGACACAAUUCAGUUUCGCGAAUAGAUAGGCAAUAAAGAAAAAAAAAUACAUAUACAGGGUGAGACAAUAACUCUGUUCACCUCGAAUAUCUCCGCUACUUUUAGAGAUAUGAAAAAAAUUGUAAUUACCAAAGUUGUACUAUAUUAAAGGGAUUAUAAUGUGGUAAAAAUAUUUUUUUAAAAAGUGGAGGUGCCUCAGAGAUUUCAAGGUCACCUUUAUUUUUUUUAAUGGCAUGCUAUACUUUUUUAUCCUUAGUUCGAUAGCGUACUUUGAGAUAAUUUCAACGACCUAUAAUUAAAAGUCAUUCGGAUAUGAUAUUCGGACCACGCCGGAAAAUGUAAAGCAACGAAUUAUUGCAGCAUGUGCGAAAAUCAGUCCGGAAGUAUUAAGAAGUGUACGUGUUUCAGGAAUUGAACGAUUGCAGCACUGCAUCGAUGUAAAUGGACGUCACUUCGAGCAUUUCUUAUGAGGUAACAAUCAUAUUAUUUUACUCCAUUAUUUAUCCAAACUCAUCCGAAUACCGUUCGAAUGACUUUUAAUUAUAGGUUGUUGAAAUCGUCUCAAAGUACGCUAUCAAACUAAGCAUAAAAAAGCAUAACCAUUAAAAAAAUAAAGGUGACCUUGAAAUCUCCGAGGUGCCUCCACUUUUUGAAAAAAUAGUUUUAUCCUUAUAUCAUUAUGGCUUUUUUGAUAUAAUGCAACUUUGAUAAUAACAAUUUUUUUCAUAUCUUUAAAAGUAGCAGAGAUAUUCGAGGUGAACAGAGUUAUUGCCUCAUCCUGUAUAUGUACACAGAUGAUAUUUAAUAAAUUUUAAAAAUUGAGAGAAAAUGAACCACAACAGUCCAUUCAGAGUACAACUUUGGAACAGUUUUGAACGACUACAUCGAUGCACGCGUAAGAUAGACGAUCUGAAAUCGGUGAUUGAACAAAUCGUAGAGGAAAUCGCCACGCGUAGCAACUGCAUAAUCUUUAUUACCGAUACCACCUAUCGCGGAUUAAUUGAUGUCCAUUCAAUUCUUAAGAUGUCUUCUUUUUUAACAAAAUAUGACAUCGCCAUACGCGAUAAUCAAGAUUUUUCACGAUCAAGGAAAUUAACAAGAAUGCUUCAAAGUAGCAAAGCGAUAGGUUGUGAUGCGUAUGUUAUACUAAUUGCUAAUGGAUUGCUAACAUCGCGAUUCUUACAAUAUGCCGAAAGAGAACGUCUAAUCAACACACGUGGUCGCUUUUUACUUAUGCAUGAUAAUCGACUCUUUAGAUCUGAAUUGCAUUAUAUCUGGAAUCGGAUCGUUAAUGUGGUGUUCGUACGACGAUACAACACAUACAAGUACCGUUCCGGUGAAAAAAUUGCUGCUGAACGAAUCGAUCUCGACACUGUCUAUUAUCCAUCGCCUACGAGGGAUUUCACGGCGAUCAAGUACAUCGACACAUGGCAAGAUAACAAAUUACGUUAUGGUAACGACCAUUAUGUAUCAAAAACUGCGGAUUUGCAUGGCAAUAGUCUACGAGUUGCAGUUUUUGAACAUGUACCGGCUGUAACAGAAGCCUCGCGAAAUCAUUAUCAAAAAAAGACAAGUGCUGACUCUAAGGCUUUGGGUAUUGAAUUUGAAUUAAUCCGAAUCAUAGCACAAGCAAUGAACUUUAAAGCAGAUUACUAUAUACCCUUUAAUAUCGCGGAUGACAAGUGGGGCAAGGUAGGAGAAAAUGAUAGUUAUACAGGACUUCUUGGUGAAGCAGUCAUCGGGAAUGCUGAUUUCUUUCUCGGAGAUCUACAUUAUACGAUACAUAAUCUAAAUUACUUUGAUCUAUCCACGCCAUACAACACGGAAUGUCUCACCUUUUUAACACCGGAAUCGCUGACCGAUAAUUCGUGGAAGUUAUUGAUAUUACCUUUCAGACUGAACGCAUGGAUAGCGCUCCUUUGCACCCUGUUGAUAGGCGGCGGAAGUCUUCACGUGUUCGCGUUAUUUUAUCAGAAAUACAUAGAGUCGUAUUUGAAACGCGAUGAAGCGAAUGCAUAUGACAGUAUGAAGGGUCUGUAUCUGUUCACUGGAUUUCAGAACAGCAUACUGUAUACGUAUGGUAUGCUUCUCCAAGUCUCCUUGCCGCGCUUGCCGAAUACUUGGACUGUGAGAAUCUUCAUCGGCUGGUGGUGGAUUUAUAGCAUUUUGGUGACAGUUAUUUAUCGCGCUAGCAUGACGGCCACUCUUUCACAUCCCGUUGCAAAAGUAACUAUCGAUACUUUGGAGCAGCUGACGAGAUCAUCGCUGGCAGUAGGAGGCUGGAACGACGAAAGCAAGGAGUUUUUUCUUGCUUCUUCUGAUCCAUAUAGUCAGGAGAUUGGCAAUAAGUUUGAGUUGAUCGAAAACGAGAAAGAUGCUAUCGAUGGAGUGGCUAAUGGGACGUUCGGUUAUUAUGAAAAUUCGUAUUUUUUGCGACACAUUCGCGGAAAGCGAAUAUUCGAAGAAGAGAACGGUCGAAAAAAUAAAAGUGAAAAAGAUACCGGAUCGGCAGUAAAGUACAAUCUACACAUUAUGGAGGAAUGCGUCGUCUACAUGCCAAUCGCGUUAGGGCUGGAAAAAAAUUCUCCGUUGAAGUCCUAUGUGAAUUUAUGGGUGAGACGGAUGACGGAAAUUGGUUUAGUGCGCAAGUGGCUGAGCGACGUUAUGGAGUGGUCCAAGAUCAACGAGUCUCGACAACAAUCAAAGUCUGAAACAGCGCUGGUGAAUCUGCGCAAAUUGUACGGUGCUCUCAUUGCCCUGGGCAUCGGUUAUAUUUUCAGCUUCAUAGCUUUAUUUGGCGAAAUAAUAUAUUGGAAAUACGUUGUUUUAAGAGAUCCAAAAUACGAUAAAUAUUAUCUAGAUAUAUUCUAUAAGAACAACAAUACAUGUAAAACUUGA